This is a messenger RNA of Vespa mandarinia (Asian giant hornet), 1614 nucleotides long. RefSeq lists its product as uncharacterized. The record is from RefSeq and is a predicted model, not a curated record. Gene Ontology annotation, molecular function: peptidyl-tRNA hydrolase activity. Lineage: Eukaryota; Metazoa; Arthropoda; Insecta; Hymenoptera; Vespidae.
CUGUAAUGUUUUUCGUUUGCGCGCCAUCAAAGCAGCCAUUACUCUAUUGUUCGUUACUUAAAAAAGGAGCACUUUAUUUUUUCACAUAUUUAUAUAGAGAUAAUGUUAAGAAUUACGGAAAGUGAACUUUAUUCUUGCACAAUUUUAAUAACUUGUCAAGUUUUGAUUCUCAGUGUUUCUAUAUUUUUCUUAAUACACUGCUCAUAACAAUUUCAAGAAGACUGUGAUUGUGCAUAGAUGUUUUUAAUUUUUUAAAUAUAUUUAAGUCGAAUCAAUUGAUUUUUAUGGAUUUUUAUUCUCUUUAUUAUUAACAAUAUAAUCUACAUUUUUAUUAAUUAUCAAUAUUGGAAUUGGAACAGAAUUAAAAAUCACAGAGAUGCCAAGAAAAAUAGUCGCAAAACAAUGUUCGAGCCAAGAAUCUUUGGCUUUGAUACAUCAAUGUGAAGGUCAUUCUAACCGAGAAUGUAUACGAAAUGACAAUUCAAAAAUUGUUAUGCGAAGAAGGAAGAUAUAUGAGGUAUAUAAUAGGAGGAAAAUUCUUUCUAAGUCAAAACGUAGCAAAAUUCAAAAACUAUCCCAUUGUAACAAAAUUGGACCUUUAGAAUAUGUCUUUUAUUCUAUCCUGAAUACAAGUUAUAAUAUGGAUCAAGGAACUGCCACAGCUGCGAUAGCACGUGGUUUAAUAGCAUUGAAUAAAAGAUUAGAUUCCAAUAGCAUAACAAGCUAUUAUUUAGAUAAAUGGUCGCAAUCUGGAGAGAACAUAAUAAUUUUGGAAGGCGUCAAUAAUAAACAUUUAAAAUAUCUUUACAAAGAAGCUAAAUAUUCUGCAAUUGAUUUGCACUUUUUACAUCAAUGGUGGUCAAAUGGAAGAGACAUCAUAGUGUUAACAGUGUUUGGGCUACAGGAAAAUCUACAAGAAAUUUUUGAAGGAUUAUUACCUUUACGGUAAAAUAAGAGUCAUUGAUUAGCAAUACAUACGGAUGUAUGCAUUUGUACAAAUAUCUUUUAUUUGUACUUUACAAUGAGAUGUACAUGUUAUAUUUUUUUAUAAUGCACUUAUUAGAAACCUAUUGUAAUAACUCAAAAACAAAACUUUUUUGAGUUAAUACAUGAAAAUAUUAAUAGUGGAAGAAUUGAAAGUAUCUAAAUUGAUCACAUCACGCAAACAUUCAUGCAAUAUAAUGAUACUCGCACCGACUGCCGAUAUAUCCAACAUCCUAAUCCACAUUGACUCCAUGUAUCGGUGAUACGAAUUCUUUAUGCAUUCGCCGUCGCAUUCUUUAUGCAACCUGUUCUGUAUAUUAAUUAAUUACAAAAAUGCGACAUGCAUUCUAGUAACAUUGCGUACUGAGAAAAUUAACGAAACACAAUAACAAUUAUAUCAAGAAAGAAAUUUUCUUUUAAGUAAUACUUAAAAGUUAUCGGUAUUAAAACUUUCGUAAAAUAUAUUGAAUUUUAUCAUCCGAGCAUUUCAGAACUAGACAAUCUAAGAAAAUCGAUUAGAUUUUAAUUAUAAUCGUUCAUUUGUGAUAUUAUGAGAAGAUAUAGAAAAAGGCAAAUAGAAUGAAGGAACAGUAGCAGUAGCAACGGAAGAAGAAGAAGAAAAAAAAAAGA